Entamoeba nuttalli P19 is the source of this 528-nucleotide messenger RNA. RefSeq lists its product as hypothetical. The transcript is spliced from 2 exons. The coding region runs from base 1 to 528 and encodes 175 amino acids. The record is from RefSeq and is a predicted model, not a curated record. Lineage: Eukaryota; Evosea; Mastigamoebida; Endamoebidae.
AUGAGUAUUUCUUUAGAGACAGCUGCACUUAUUGAUGGAUUAUUAUUGUGUUUUUUUUAUUUAGUAAUACUUAUAUUUACUAUUAUUAAUAAUUGUUUGAGAUUUGGAAAAGGACUUAAAAUGAGAGGUUUUGAAAACAAAUCAUGUCUUGGACCAAGAAUGGUAUUUAGAAUUGGAAAUUACUAUACUAUUUUAGAUGGUUUAUUAAUGGGUAUUGGAUGUUUAAUAUAUUAUGGAAUGGGGGUUAAUUCAUUUAAUUUUUAUAUGUAUUAUGAAUUAUUAGAUAUAGGAUGUGUCUAUGGAAUAUUAUUUACAUUUUUCUUUACAAUAACUACUGUUAAAAAUCAAUUAUCAAAAUUAUUACCAAAUAACAAAAGUUCAUUAACAAAAUGGUUUGAUGGAAUUAAUUCAUUUAAUAUUGGAUUUAGUGUAUGUACUAUUGUAUCAAAUACUGUAUUAUUAAUUUAUUGUGAAAUAUUAUGGCAACAUCAAGGAUGCUUUGUAAGUUUGUUAAUUCUUUUAUUAUAA